Messenger RNA from Frankliniella occidentalis (western flower thrips), 6643 nucleotides. It is a transcript of the gene axo, whose product is annotated as axotactin. Bases 25 to 5208 code for a protein of 1727 amino acids. Lineage: Eukaryota; Metazoa; Arthropoda; Insecta; Thysanoptera; Thripidae. The record is from RefSeq and is a predicted model, not a curated record. The transcript has 24 exons.
AACCGCGACACCUGGCACAGCGUGAUGGUGCGCAUCGACGUGACGGCGGCGCGCCUGCUGGCCCGGGUGGACAACCGCACGGAGGAGACCAGCAUCCUUGGCCUCAAGCCGGGCUACGGCGUCACCACGGACCUGCCCUCCGUCGUCCUCAUCGGCGGCCUCAGCCCGGAGGAGAAGCUGCACGGCGUCAAGUACAUCAUCGAGUCGUUCGUGGGCUGCAUCAAGGACAUGCGGCUGAGCGCGGGUGGCAGCACCGGCGCGCUCGAGCCCAUCCGGCCGCUCGUGGCGAGCAAGCACGACAACGUGCAGGAGGGCUGCAUUAACAAAUGCCGAACUCGCGAGAAUCUGUGCUUCGUGGGCAGCCACUGCAUCAACCACUACCAUGAUGUCACCUGCGACUGCUACGGCACCGAGUACGAGGGCGAGCGAUGCGACAUCUACACGGCGACAGUCCUCACCUUAAGAGGUUCGUCUUUCGUCUCUUACCGCAUCUACGACUGGAAGGACCGAGUGCAUUCGAACGUCAACCGCAUCAGCCUGUUCUUCAAGACGCGUUUCGACGACUCGGCCCUGUUCUACGCGAGCGGAGAGACCGACCGCCACCACCACAUCGCCGCGUCCAUCGUCAACGGGUCGGUCGUGGUGGAGAUGGACUUCUGGGCGGGGCCCUCCAUCGUGACGCACCUCAAGACCACCGUGACCAACAACCACUGGCACAACCUGACCAUCUACCACGUGCGCGACCGCGUGCACAUCUCGCUCGGCUCGGAGAAGAGGGAGAUCUCGCUGCCGGGCACGCAGCACUUCCUGCAGAUCGACCCGGAGAUCUACAUCGGCGGCGGCCCCGAGCUCAACAAGAAGCGGGGCCUCCUGUCCAACAACAACUUCGCCGGCACGCUCAAGUACGUCUUCUUCAACGAAGUCUCGAUCCUGUACGAGCUCAAGAAGGGCAACCCCAAGGUGCACUACAUCGGCGUGCUCGAGCCCGAGUUCUACGAGGCCGACGUCGAGAUCAUCCCCCUCACGUUCCCUUUCCCUUCGUCGCACAUCUGGUGGCCGGCGAGCAACGUGCACAACAACCUGUCGCUGUCUUUCGAGUUCAAGAGUUACCGCAACAUGGCCGUGCUCGUGUCCUCCAACGUCACCACCGCAGCGGGCACCGGCUACUGGGAGGUGCGAGUGGUCAACGACCAGAUCCGCUUCGAGCUCAUCCCGGAGGUGGGCAAGAACGUGACGCACCUCACCACCGUCACCUUCGACUCGCGAGCCAACUGGCACAACGUCGACCUUUCCUACUCCAAGGGCGAGGUGAAGCUCACCGUGGACUACCGCCACAAGCAGUCCCAGCUGUUCGGCCUGGAGUUCACGAUGGGCGACCGCGUCAUCAUCGGGAGCGCGCUCGGCAGCAAGGCCAACACUGGUCUGGUGGGCUGCAUGCGAUCCGUGGCGGUGAACGGCGUGCCGCUGGAGCCGCGCUACGUGGUCCGCACCAAGCACACCGUGGGCACCGUCUCGCUGGACAACUGCCAGCUGGUGGACCCCUGCACGAGGCCCAACGCCUGCGAGCACGGCGGCAAGUGCUCCGUCAAGGACGACCGCGUCACCUGCGACUGCAAGGGCACGGGCUACAUCGGCAAAAACUGCCACUUCGCCGAGUUCCGCAAGACGUGCGAAGAGCUUGCACUGCUGGGAUACACCAAGCCCGAUGUGUAUCUGAUUGAUAUCGAUGGUAACGGUCGCUUCCCGCCCGCCCACGUCAAGUGCGAGUUCCAGUCGGAGGAGGACGCCACCAAGACCAUCGUGGAGCACAACCUACCGAGCCAAGUGGACGUGCGCGGAGCCUCCGAGUCAGACUUCAGUUUCACAAUCAAGUACCGCGAGUUCAGUUCCGAGAUGCUGCAAGAGCUCAUCUCGCACUCGCUGUACUGCUCGCAGUACAUCAAGUACGACUGCUACAAGGCACCGCUCGACCUCCACUCGGCCACCUGGUUCAUUGGCUCGGCCAAGAACGGCACCGUGGACUACCUGGGCAACGUCAAGCGAGGCGCCUGCCCCUGCUCGACCAACCGGACCUGCGUCAACCCGGACCAGUCGUGCAACUGCGACAUCUCGGAGAGCAAGUGGCAUUCGGACGAGGGCUACUUCGGCACGCCCAGCUCGCUCGGCAUCACGGAAAUGGUGUUCCUGCAGCAGAAGGACCUGGACGCGGACGCCCUGGGGAGGAUCACCCUGGGCCCCCUGGAGUGCGUCGAGACAAACACGCAGACGUACGUCGUGACGUUUACCACCAGCCAGUCCUACAUCGAGGUGCCCGGCUGGCGUAAGGGAGACAUCGCCUUCAGCUUCCGGACCACAGGAGAGAACGCCAUCCUGCUGUACCAGCCGCCCAUCCGGCCUCACUUGCCGUCCUUCAUGGUGGCGCUCACCAGCGACUUCAAGCUGACGUUCAACUUUACGCUCAACACUGGCCGCUCUCGUGAGCUGGAGAUCAAGUCGCAGCGCCGUCUCAACUCUGGCGAGUGGCAGAAGAUAUGGAUCGACUACAACGAGCACCACGUCCGCUUCAUGAUCAACACCGACUACCAGAUGGUGGACCUGAUGCCCGAGGAGGAGUUCGGGCCGUUCGAGGGCAGCAUGUUCAUCGGCGGCGCCACCGAGGACCUCCUAAAGAAGAGCUCGAUCUCCCAGGGUCUGAUUGGCUGCUUCCGCGGUCUGGUCGUCAACGGCGAGGUGCUGGACAUUUACUCGUAUAUGAGUGUGCACCUGAGCGAGAUCAUCAAGGACUGCAAGCCGAGCUGCGACCCGAACCCGUGCAAGAACGGAGCGCAGUGCAAGGAGCUGUGGUCCACUUUCGAGUGCGUCUGCGAGAACCCCUGGGCGUACAUCGGGCAGUAUUGCGAGACCAAUAUUAACGUGAACGCUAUGACCAUGAUCCACCGCGACACGUACAUGAAGAAGAACUUCCUGUUCAACAACACGGAUGCCGAGAAGUCGCUGCUGAAGCGAAUGCUGUCUGAAAACAUCCUAAUCAACCUGAGGACGUACGACGCCAACUCACUCGUCCUGUACGCCAACGACCACCUCAACAACUUCGUUCACUUAUACAUCCAAAAUAAGAAGACCCUCGUGUUCCUCUUCAACUCGGGCAACGAAAUCAAGCGUAUUGCCGUACAGUACCAAGGGCUCAACAGCGGGAAGUCGGUGCAGGUGGCCAUCAUCCGCAAGGGCGGCGAGCUGACGAUGCAUGUGAACGACCGCAACGCCACUGUGCAUGCGCCCGUGCUGCUGCUCACCGAGUACCGGAACAAGCCCUGGUCCAACCCGGAGAAGGAGGUGCUGGCCCCGCAGCGCCCUCCCGCCCCGCCCACCGAGUACUUCCACAUGAAGCUGGGCGGCAUGGAGGACGAGACGCUGCUUCGGGUGAGCCCCGAGGCUCAACAGCUGACGGGCUUCAUCGGGUGCAUCCGCGGCUUCAAGAUUGGCGACACCGUCUACGACCUGAAUGCCAACGCGGCCAACCCAGUCGAUAUCGUGGGACCCGUAGGCGUGAUUGCCGGUUGCCGCAUGAAGUGCGAUGAGGAGCCCUGCAAGCACCAGGGCAUCUGCAUCGAGGACUUUGCCAAGGGGGAGAGCUCCUGCAACUGCGAGCACACGUCGUACUACGGCGAGUUCUGCGGACAAGAAAAGGGUGCGGACUUUGGUGGCGAGUCGGUGCUCCUGCGCAACUUUACGCUCGAGGGAGAGGUGAACCAAGUCAAGGUGCAGCUCGCCUUCUCGUCGAGCGACGCUCGCCACCGCAGCACGUCACUGCUGCUCAUCCAGACCGAGAAUAGGCGCAGCUACUACCUGCUGGUGGCCAUCUCCGCCGAGGGCGAGCUCAUCUUCCAGGAGGACCGCGAGGGCACGGCCACGUCGGUGGGCGCGCGCAUCAAGGACCGCAACUUCCUCAACGGCGCGCGCCACUCGCUCUACUACAAGCGCGACGGCAACGCGGCGCGGCUGCUCAUCGACCGCGAGCCCGUCGACCUGCAGCCCAUCUCGGUGCUGAGCUUCACCGAGGACAAGGACGCGAGCAACCGCGUGAGCGACGCCGUGCACAUCGGCGGCCUCAAGACGAGCGACCCGCGCUUUGGCGCCUACACGUCCUACAGCGGCUGCCUGUCCAACGUGUUCGUCGAGGUGAACCACCAGAUGAUGAAGCCGGUCGACGAGUACAUGGCCUUCAUCAAGAACGGCUCGGAGAAGGUGCUGGUGAUCACGCCGCAGGGCGUACGCAGCGCGCAGUGCUCCAACUUCGACGUGAUGCACAAGCCUCGGCCGAGCCCGUCCCUCAACAGCAGCCUGCUCAGCGUGGGCAGGGACAAGGCCUGGGUGGAGGACCCUCCGAACCGCGUGCCGUACAAGUCGCAGUACUCGGACGCGUCCACCGUCGAGGAAGGGUUCGGCAAGAUCGUGUUCAUCGUCCUCACGUCCAUCUUCGGCAUCGUGCUGCUGGGCGUGGGCUACGACCUGUACCGUACGCAGCGCAACUACCGGCGGCGCAAGGAGGCCGAGCAGGCCGCCGCCAUGCUGUGGCACAACCCGCCGCCGCUGCUGCCGCCCACCGCGCCCUCGCCCUACAAGGCGCGCCAGCAGCAGCAACAGCAGCAGAAGCAGAACGGCUCCGCCGCCAAGCCCCUCAUGAAGAGCGAGCCCACCAGCCCCAUGCACGUGUCGCCGCCCGUGGCGCCGGGCGCCGGCCAGCAGAACGGCGGCAAGCAGAUCCGCUUCCAGGAGGACCGCACGGAUCGGGAGCUGCAGUGGGAGCCACUCAACGACGAGGAGACCAAGCUGCUGGACCAGGGCAACGGGGUGCCGGGGGGACUCGACUCAAGGAACAAGUUUCCACCGAUUCACGAGGACGAUCACGACUCUGAAGAAGUGUCAGAGCCAGCUCAGAGCCAGGAGGAGGAAGAGGACGACGAGGCCUCGAGCCCCGCCGCCGCGGGCGCCGUGGGCCCGCUCACCAAGCGGCCUGUGCAGGCCUUCCCCUCGCGCGGCGGCCCACCCGGGCCCGGGCCGCAGAAGGCCGCGCCGCCCAUGCCUGUGUACCUCGCGGAUAACGUGCGGACUUUCGCCAAUCCGAUUAGCUAUUUGGGCGGCCCCCGCCUGCUGUCCAACAGCAGCGCGCCGCGAACGAGCAAAGAGUCGGUGCUCUCCCUGGACUAGGCAGCGCCACAGCGCUGCCCGUCCUGCGAACUGAUAGAAUCAAUUUUAAUAAUUUAGUUCUUUUGAAUUUGUGAUGAUUGUCCUCUCGUGGUGACUGGUGACCCCUUUCAAGACUCGACGCGGAGCAAGUUUGGCGUGCCUGCAGAAGAGAAACAACUACCUCAUCACUCCAGGGUACAACAUUACCCAUGUGGACGGGCAAAUUUAGCUUAAGUUUAUGAUAAAGUUAAAAUACGUCCGAAACAAUCGCAUUCACGCGUGUUUACCAGAAAAGAUCGUUCAAGCAGUUUUCCUGUCUAGUCUGUAAACGAUUGAUAAAUGGUUGUGCUGGUUAGUAUUUCCUAAAUGGUAUUGUGACUGAAAACAAAAUUGUAAUUGAUAUGUGUAUGGAAGAAGUGGGUAAAAACCAUGGUAUGCGGGUCUAGGGAUUAUCCAGAAAGUACGCCCGCCAUUCACCGAUAAAAACCAGCCAAGUUAGGCCCAAGCCAGCUCUUAUAGCCAUAGCGCCUUAUUGGUAGGCAACAUCUUGCCUGCAGGAGGGCACGCGUGUACUGCGGGGUGGCCUACCCCGAGCUUCGCAGGCGACGAGCUCCCGUAACUUGCCAUAUGAAUCUGAGAAAAACGGACGUACUUUCUGGACCACCCCCUAUAUACCAAGGAAGGGAGUAACUUGGGACCAACGUAAUUCUAGUUUAAUUCUUUUCGAAGAAAGUGAUUUCGAUUUGGCCGGGUCGGGUACGGAUCCGGCUGACCUCUGAGAGGUGGGCGGUCUAACUAUGCUUUUUAACUACUUCAGGCUCAGGCCUGUCGCACAAAUUGUUCCCAUCCAUCGAACCAUAAAGGACCUAAAAGAAGGUUUACUGUAUACUUUGCUGUAAAACGUCACCUUCUGUAAUCUGGUGGAUUUGACGUCUAGAAACUAUUAAUGCGUGUCAUACGCCAGUUAAGACAAGAUAUACGUGAUGAAAGACAGAAGUAAUUUUCAGUAUGUAAAUACUUAAUAACCACUGUCCAAAGAUUCCAUGUUUUCGCUUGUUCAAUGGAUGUUUUUUUUUCGUAGAAAAUGUAAGAAGCGUAUUUAUGUUUGUAGUGUACUUUAGUUUGAUAGUCUCUUUGUUAUAACUUACAGUUGUAACCUGAUGCUAGUCGCUGCAUUUGAAGAUAAGUUACGAGGCUGGAAUAGAUCUGUCAAUCUACAUCGUUCCGUUUUGUGGCAGACUCCCCUUUGUCUAGUUAAUUAUUACUUCUAAUUGAAAAUGUAACAGGGGUAAGUUUUAAAACUACAAGUAAAAUAAACAUUUGCAUUCUCCCUACCCCUAGGCUCACAGUUUUUGGUUCCUUAUACUUAUUUCGAGAACAAUGUAAACGAAAUCGGCUGUGUAUGCUCAUACAGCAGUUUUAAAUUUAAUAAAAGUAUUUGUAUGAAACACACACA